UGAUGCUAAUCAAUGUAAACAAAGAACAAUAUCAAUUUCUAACAAAUAUAUUUUUAAUUCUUGAUUUUUUUUUCAAUUUUCUAAAGUAAUGAAUAUACUCGAAUACAUUAUUCUUUGUGCACGUGAAAACAAAUUUAAUUGACCACAUGUUAGUGAAAAAUCUAGUCAUACUUCAUUUUUAUUGUCCCAUAAUACCGAUGCUCUUACUUCUGAAAAAAUUAUUCAUUGUGUGGCAUUUCGAAACAUUUUAAUUUAGUAUAACAUUGAAGUUGAUAUUGAUUAUGUACCUAAGGAAAUAUCUUUAAAAAAUGACGACCAAACUCAUUAGCCCAGUACUCUACGAUGAUUACGAGCCAGAGAUGUUCAUCAGUGAAACAACGGUACAUCAAGAAAAAGAGGAUGGAGUAGAACAACAUGAAGAAAAAUCUCCUCCUGCUGAUUUAUAUGGCAUUGUAAAUAUUGUAUUUUAUUUGCUUGGUACCAGUAUACUACUGCCAUGGUUUUUUUUCGUUACGUGCAAUGAUUAUUGGAUGUACAGAUUUCGAGAUUUACAUAAUCAUUCGAGCAGCCUCCAAUACGUGUUCGAAUUGAAUGACAAUGAGAGUAAUCGAACUUCUUUGCAAGCAGAUUUUACGUCUUACAUUUCUAUAGCAUCUACCGUUCCCAGUACUCUUUUCUUAUUCGUCAACAUAUUUUAUCUCAAAAAAUUUUCUAUACAUUGGCUUAUAGUUAUUUCUUCUCUGAUAGUACUUGUAUUAUUCGUUGAAACCACAAUACUAGUCUUAUUUGACAGCGAUUCUUGGCAAACUCUGUUUUUCAUUAUCACUGUCACGACAGUUGUUAUACUUAACCUGUCAACAGCGGUGCUCCAAGCGAGUCUUUCAGCUUUAUUUAUUAAAUUCCCAACUGCGUAUAUUUCUGCUGCAACAUCGGGUCAAUCAUUAGCUGGCAUUUUUGCUGCGGUUGCUCAAAUUACGGUGUUACUCAUAAAUGCGUCUCCUACGAAAAGCACUUUUUUGUACUUCGUGUUUGCCGAUAUCACUAUUUUGUUAUCCUUAUUGGGAUAUUUAUACAUUAGAAAAACAGAUUUUUUUCAAUACUACGCUCGAGAUAAUGCUUUACAACGUAUCGAUUCGCAUCCUCAACUUUCAGGCAGUUCGAGCCCAAUACAAUACAGGUCUUUCUACGACUCAGAACUCAGUCUGACUGUAUUUGUCAAUACACCUAUACUGCCCGUUAAUUAUUUCUCAAUUUUUAAAAAGACUUGGAUUUUAACUCUUAGUAUUUUAUGUUGUUAUGUUGUGACUUGCUCUGUUUAUCCUGCUAUCGCUGUUUUAGUGUGUUCAGAAUAUAUGACUAUGAAAUCGCCAUGGGCAGAUAAAUAUUUUGUGCCUGUGAUUACGUAUUUAUUGUAUUGUACGUGUGAAUACAGUGGCCGAUUCUUAGCUGGAUAUGUGCAAAAGCCCAAAGGAAUCUUCCUAGUGUGUCUAAGUUUUAUACGACUGAUUUUUGUACCUUUGUUAAUGUUCUGCAAUGCACAACCACGACAUCAUUUACCUGUUCUAAUACAGUCCGAUCUAGUAUACGCAUUUAUUAUUGUAAUAUUCGCCAUGAGUAAUGGAUACAUAUCUACUUUGACGUUUAUACUUCUCCCGAGUUCUGUAAUGGUACACGAACAAGAAGUGGCAUCUACGAUGUUAAUCACCAGUUUAGCCUGUGGUCUGUCAAUAGGAUCUCUUCUCAGUUUUCCAUUAAUUAAUUUGUUAUAAAAAUACGUAAAUACAUUAUUUUUGUAUUUUU
Messenger RNA from Planococcus citri (citrus mealybug), 1800 nucleotides. RefSeq names its product Equilibrative nucleoside transporter 1 (gene Ent1). Gene Ontology annotation, biological process: nucleoside transmembrane transport. Gene Ontology annotation, cellular component: plasma membrane. The transcript is spliced from 11 exons. Gene Ontology annotation, molecular function: nucleoside transmembrane transporter activity. The record is from RefSeq and is a predicted model, not a curated record. Bases 309 to 1769 code for a protein of 486 amino acids. NCBI's taxonomy places the organism in Eukaryota, Metazoa, Arthropoda, Insecta, Hemiptera, Pseudococcidae.